Rotaria sp. Silwood1 is the source of this 3585-nucleotide messenger RNA. NCBI's taxonomy places the organism in Eukaryota, Metazoa, Rotifera, Eurotatoria, Philodinida, Philodinidae. The record is from the annotation of a GenBank genome assembly.
AUGAAAAUUAUUCAAAUUGGCAACCGACUUCUGUCAAUAUCGACCAUCGGGCGAGCCAAUGUGUCGAUAGUAAAACAACAUUUGUUUUGUUAUAUCUAUGGUCAACGUAUAUUAUCAAUCGAUUCGAAGCGAUUAUUAAUAUUGUCAUUAACCGAUAUUCGUACAUUUCAUUCAUCUGCAGUACUUUAUAAUGACAAAUCCAAACAAGAAAAACUUGGAAAUUCAUUUGAAAAAGAUGCGAAACAAACAGGAUCAAUAACAAAUGUUCCAAUCGUUCGACCAGAUGCUGCAUUAAUUACUACAAAGAAUGAAUCCACGAUAGUUAAACGUAAAUCUAUUGGGCAACGUAUUGUUCGUGAAUUAAAACAUUAUUAUAAUGGUACUAAAUUGUUAUUUAUUGAAACAAGAAUUGCAUUUCGUCUUCUAAGAGAAGUUUUAAAUGGUUAUACAUUAACACGACGAGAACGAAAACAAUUUACUCGUACGGUUGCUGAUUUAUUUCGACUGGUACCGUUUUCUGUAUUUAUUAUUGUACCAUUUAUGGAAUUUACAUUACCAAUAUUUUUAAAACUCUUUCCUAAUAUGUUACCUAGUACAUUUAAAGAAGCAGAUAAAGAAAAAGAAAAAUUAAAAAAACAAAUAAAAGUUAAAUUAGAAGUUGCUAAGUUUUUACAAGAUACACUUGAAGCAACAGCAUUAAAAUCGAAAAAAAAACGUUCUCAUGAUGCAUUGGCAACACAAUUUGUAGAAUUUAUGAACACGAUUCGUUCAACGGGUGCUCAACCUUCAACAGAAGAAAUAAUGAAAUUUUCUUCUUUAUUUGAAAAUAAAUCAACAUUAGAUAAUCUUGAUCGUCAACAUUUAGUUGCUUUAUGUAAAUUAAUUGGCAUAUCUUUCAUUGGUCCUGAUUAUUAUCUUCGUUUUAUACUUGAUUUAAGAUUACGUCAUUUAGAAGCUGAUGAUAAAUUAAUUGAAUCCGAAGGUAUUGAAAAUCUUAACGUUGAAGAAUUACAAGCAGCAUGUCGUGAACGUGGUAUGCGUUCAUAUGGUGUUAGUAUUGAACGUUUACGUUCACAAUUACAACAAUGGCUUGAUCUUCAUCUUAAUAAACGUAUACCAUCAACAAUUUUAUUAUUAUCUCGUUCUCUUUAUUUACCAGAAAAUAUUUCACAAGAAAAUGUUCUAAAAGCAACUAUACAAUCAUUACCAAAAGCAAUUGAUAAUGUAACAGCUAUUCAUUUAGCACAAGCUAGUGGAGAACGUAUUGAUAAUACACAACGUAUUGAAUAUAUUAAACAUGAAGAUGAAACUAUUAGAAAAGAACGAGAAGAAAAAAUAAAAACAAAAAUUUUAAGUGAUGAUGAAGUUAAGAAGAAAAAAUUUAUGGAACAAAUUGUUUUAACAACAACAUUAGAUGUUCCUAAAAUAGAAAAUCUUGUUAAUAAUAAAGCAUUAGUACUUCAUGAUAUGGUAAAAGAAGAGAAAAAAGAUGAACAAAAUAUUGAUGUUAGACAAUUUGAAACAGCACUUGCACAACUUGUUAAUCAAAAAGCUCAAGAAGUUCGAAAUACAGUGGAAGAAAUUCGAGAUCUUAGAGAAGAUGUUAAAUUUUAUAAAGAUGAUAUUAAAGAAUUUGCAACAUUAGUUGCAACAAAACAACUUAAAAAUUUAAGUGAGACACGUUCAGCUAAAGCAUUGUCAAAACGUAUUGAUAAACUUGUUAUUGAUCUUGAUCAUAUUGUUCAAACACUUGAUAAAAAACAAGAUAAACUUAAAAAAGACAUUAAAGUUCAAGAAGAUAAACUGAAAGAUGAAGCCUUAUUAAAAAGUGAUCAAAUUCAACAACACAAAGAUGUUCUCACUGAAAAAAGAAAUAUGCUUGUAUCAACACAAGAAUUUAUUAACACAAUACGUCAAAUACAGAAAGCUUCGAAUGAAUCUACAGAUGCUCAAAUUUGGGAUAUAAUUCAUCAAUUUGAUCGUAAUCAAGAUGGUUUUAUUGCAAUUGAUGAAAUAUUAAAAACACUUGAAAUUAUUGGUGAUGAAAAUAUUCAAAUUUCCAAAAAACAUUUAAAAGAAAUAAUUGAUCUUGUACGUAAAGAACAUAUAAUUGAACAAAAAGAAAAAUUUGAAGCUAAAACUAAACAACAGCUCAUUAUGAACUCCAUGAAUUUUAGUGAAUUAUUUAAAGUAACAUCUCGUCAAUGUUCAUUUUCUCCUGAUGGUCAAUAUUUAGCAUGUGUUAAUCAAUAUCGUUUAAUAAUUCGUUCAUCAACCACAUUAGAAAUCAUAAAUUUAUUUGCUUGUAUUGAUACAAUUGAUACAAUCGAAUGGUCAUAUGAUUCACGUUUAAUAUUAGCUGGUUUAAUAAAACGUAAUGCUGUUCAAUUAUUUUCAUUAGAUAAUCCUGAAUGGAAAUGUAAAAUUGAUGAAGGUUCAGCUGGUCUUUGUCAAGUACAUUGGGCACCAGAUUCUCGACAUAUAUUAACAACAGCACAAUUUCAUUUACGUAUAACAGUUUGGUCAUUAACAUCAAAAAAUGUUUCUUAUAUAAAAUAUCCAAAAAAACUUUCACCUAAUUCAUAUGUUUUUAGUUUAUUAAAACCAUAUAUGGCAUUAGUCGAACGUCGUAAUGAUAGUACAGAUCAUAUAUCAAUAUUUGAUUAUUCAUCUAAUUGGUCAAUGAUUGCACAUUUUCAACCAAAUGAUUUAGAAGAUCUUCAAGGUAUUGAAUGGUCACCAAUAGCUGAUGUUUUAUGUUUAUGGGAAAAUUCUUAUGAAUAUAAAAUUGUUUUUUAUACACUUGAUGGACAAUUAUUAAAUAUAUAUAAACCAGAAAAUGAUCGUUUAUCAUUAGGUAUACGUUGUGCACGAUGGUCACCAACAGGACAAGUUAUUGUUGUAGGAGAUUAUGAAGAACGUAUAACUGUUUUUAGUUAUUUAACAUAUAAAAAAAUUCAAGCAUCAUUUGAUCAUCCACAAAAAUUAUCAUCAGGAAAAGGUUAUACAAUUUUAAAAGAAGAAGAAUAUAAUUUAGAUGGUCAAGAAAAAAAUGAUCAAAGUCAACGUAAACCUUAUUCAUCUUCUGCUUAUUCAUCAUCUGCAUUAUCACAAAUAGAAACAAAUGUUUCUGUUGAAUCAAAAUAUAUUAUUUAUAAUGGAACACUUCAAAUAGCACCAAUAAAACCUGAUCUUGAUCGGGCUAAUCCACGAUUAGGUGUAUCAUCAAUUGAAUAUUCAUGUUCAGGUCGAUAUUUAUCAACAAUCAAUGAUACAAUGCCAAAUAUUUUAUUUAUAUUUGAUUUUAAACCAACAUUUCAUUUAGUUUUUGUUCUUAUACAACUUCAACCGAUAAGAUGUGUUAAAUGGGAACCAAAACGUGAUCGUUUAGCAUUAUGCACACAUAAUAAUCGCAUUUAUAUAUGGACAUCACAAGGUGCAUCUUGUAUUAAUUUACCUGAUGAAUCAUCAAAACAUAAUAUAGAUGAAAUUAAAUGGAAUAAUUUUGCAUCUUCACCAAGUGUUGCGUUAAUUGGACAGGAAACAAUGUGUGUAGGUUUCAUUGAUCUUAAUACUGAUAUAUAA